AUGACCGCUGCCGACGCGACGCGAGCGCUCGAGGCGCUGCGGCGCCUGGAAGCAAAACAAGAGAUAUCCAUCAUCAGACUCGGCGAAACCAUCACGGAUGCUGCGGAACAAAACUCGCGGCCCCGCGCAUCCGACGCGUCGAACUCGCUUCUCGAUGGCCCUACGCCGGCGGGCCUCGAAGCAGACCUGGCCCAUUACACGGAGCUCUUUGCAAAGCUGCGAUUCUCCUACGUCGAGCAGGUCACCAAGGAAAAGUUUAUCCGCGCAAUCGUCGGCGACCCUCCGCUGAUCGUCGCGAUGCAGGAGAAUGUCGAUCUGGAAAAGGACAACGCAGAAGCCAAGGCCGAGCUCAGGGCGCUCAAGCAGGAGGUCGCGGCCAUGGUGACGGAGCUCGAGAGGAGAGGGCGGGAGCUCAGCCGGCGGUAUGAAGCCGUCAAGCUGGACGCGACCAAGCUGCAAGACUUGCCAGCCAAAACGCGGGAGCUCGAAGCGCAGGUCGAGCGGCUGAGGGCAGCGCAAGAGUCCCCGGGUGCCAACCCCGACCUGAACCUGCCUCUGGCCAAGACGCUCGGCCUAGUGGAGCGGCGCAGAGCCGAGCAACAGCAACUGGCGCGAGAACUCGAGGCCCUGCAAGCCAAGGUGCCUAGAAAACAGAAGGAAGCGCAACGCCUGCAGGCUGAGCUGGGGCCGUUGGAGGCCAAGCUCCAGAGCAGCACCGCCGCGGCACAGGAAGCCCAGAGGAGAAGGGAGGCUUCUCUCGGCGGCGUAGCGGACGACUUGGAGCAACGGGCGCGGUGGUGGCGAGCGAGCGAGGACGUGCUCAGGCAGGUGCUGGACCUUGGGACGUAG
Messenger RNA from Metarhizium album ARSEF 1941, 849 nucleotides. RefSeq lists its product as uncharacterized. NCBI's taxonomy places the organism in Eukaryota, Fungi, Ascomycota, Sordariomycetes, Hypocreales, Clavicipitaceae. Gene Ontology annotation, cellular component: kinetochore. The coding region runs from base 1 to 849 and encodes 282 amino acids. The transcript has a single exon. The record is from RefSeq and is a predicted model, not a curated record. Gene Ontology annotation, biological process: protein localization to kinetochore; attachment of mitotic spindle microtubules to kinetochore; kinetochore assembly.